GAUUGGCUAAAGUUUAAUAAGAUUGCAUUUUCAGCCAAUCAGAGAACUUGAGUGGGCCGGUGUUUAGCGCACGUGUAAAGUGCCCGGUAGUAGAUACAGCAUAGCGAGAGAUGUGAGGAGGAAAACGGAAUGGAAACUUCCAAAUGGAAGUUCAGAGACUACUUUAACCUCGUUGAUGUCAAAGUUCGAAAUUGUGACCAAGAUUGUGACACCCCCCCGUCUGUUGACAUCUGAUUUAAAAGUGUUCCCUCUGCAGCUAUCAUCAGUUUCGUCCAUCUGCUCCCACCAGCUCACUCCUGACAACCGCAAGGCAGUCGUUGCCAUGGAGAGGACAACGACCGCACGACCUCGGCUAAUUAAAUUUAGACUUCCUGUUCCUUCCAGGUCUUUGUUCCUGUUCCUGAAGCUAACUGGGCCAUCUGUGUUAGAAGCACAUGAAUUCUGCAGAGUAAGAAUUUGCUCCCAAAUGACUAUGCAUCUCACAUCGCUGCUCUUGCUGGUGGCUCUAACAGGCGUUGCCAGAGGAUGCAGCCCUGGAUGCAACACUGAGAAUGGAUUUUGUGAGAAGACAGGCAAAUGCAGAUGCAAACCAGGCUGGCAAGGAGACGACUGCCAGCACUGCAUCCCAUUCCCAGGUUGCUUGCACGGUUCCUGCGAGAAAGCGUGGCAGUGUAUCUGUCAGGAGGGCUGGGUGGGCAGCCUGUGUGACCAUGAUACCCGCCUGUGCUCAUCCAGGCCUUGUUCUGGGAAUGCCACCUGCAUAGAGACCGGAGAGGGGGGUUACCUUUGUGUCUGCCCCCAUGGAUAUACUGGUCCAACGUGUCAACUGAAGAGGAACCUCUGCCGCAUUAAUGGCUCUCCUUGUCAGAACGGAGGCACAUGUAAGGACACGGAUGACCCCUCGGAAGUCCACUUUUCCUGUUUAUGUCCCCCUGGAUUUUCUGGAGACUUCUGCGAGGUACGCAUUGACAGCUGCCAAUCCAACCAGUGUCUGAACGGCGGCAACUGCACAAACCACGGUGCGACCUUCACAUGUUCCUGCCCACCAGGCUUCGCCGGUUUAACUUGUAACGACACUGCCGGCCUCUCGCCGUGCAGCAGCAGGCCUUGCUCUAACAGGGCCACGUGCCUGGACCAAACUGAUGGAACGUUCCGGUGCGUUUGUCCCAAAUGGUUUUCAGGUCAGCUGUGUUCCCAGCAGCACAAACCAAAAUCCAAGCCCAAGCAGGCCAGCAUCAAGCCCGUGAACCAUAGAGUGUUUGCGCUAACUCCACAGCACUACUCCCUCCCUGCCCACGCCUUCCACAAACUCCUCCAACCGCCUGAUAGGGACCUGCUCAAGAUCACAUUGAAGGAGACGGUCCACCACUCCCCGGGAGUCCUGUCCACGCACGGUCAGCUGGUCUGCUUCGGCAUGCUGGCCCUGCUCACCUGCUUGGUCAUCCUGCUCACAACCGGCAUCGUGCUGUUCGGCCGAUGCGAGGCGUGGAUGGCAAACGCUAAAUAUAGAAAGCUUGUACGACAGCAGCGUGAGCACCUGCUGAGGGAGGUGGGCGGAGCUAGCCAGGAGGAGGCAGAGCACUCGGUGAACAUUAUCCUGCCAGAGAAGAUCCGACUGAACAGCUUUGGAAAGCACUACACCUCCAUCUGACAUGUUGAUGGAGUUACUCGUGAGUGUCUUAUGGAAAGUAGCAGGAGCGGACAUUAGUGAUGUACAUUGGAAGUUGAUUGUAUACUUUUUCAUGUGUGAUAAUAUGAAACAUGUUCUACCAAAUAACAAUGUGGUAUUUUGUCAUGUGACUAUAAUAGCUCAGCUGGCCAACAGUCAUUUAGUUAAUAUAUGCAACACUUUUUAGGACUGUUAUGCAUUUUAUAAACAGUACAUUUUUUUCCUUUUUGAUGCAAAAACACUCCUGUACAAUUUGAUGUCAUCCAAUACAAGAUCUGUAUUUAUAACCAUAAUCAUAACCAUAAAUAAACACAAUCUUUUUCCAGCUUCAUCUGCUGGAUUUGGUGUGUCAUUGCACCACUUUUCCUAAAAGCAUUUGGACUAUAACAGCAAAAAGAUUUGUGUGAUUUCAUGGAAAUCAAAGAUUGUGCAGUUUUUGCAUACGACUAACUUACUAAAAAUUACAAAAAGACAAUAAUGCUCAAUUUUGAUUAACAUUAUCGGAGUGGUCUUAAUUUAACAUUCCUUAUUGUGCUUGCGUUUGUGAAGCCAAACUGCAGUAUAAAUUAUUUAUAUUUAUUAUUAUUAGUAGUAGUAUUAUUUGUGUAUUUAAUUAUAAUUCAAAUGGCUUUUGUUGUACAAGGCUAGUAUUGGAUUUUGUUGAAUUGUGCAGGUUAUAUUUGUGGUAAAAUAUGGAUUUCAUUUAAAAUGUUCUACGUUAAACAAGCUAUAAAUAUUAAGAAUGUUGUAAAAAAAAAAAAAAAAAAGCUCUGUGUACCUGCAGGUGACUUGAGACAAAUUCCACUGAUUGAUUGCAAUUCUCCUUCUGUUUGCUAUUUCCUAAUGUGUUUUGUACACUUAAAUAAAUACACAUUUUGUCAUAGCUUCCAUAAAGAUAAUUUAUCUUUCUCUGUCCUCCCUUUAUUGAUCAGUCUGGGUCUCAUUUGACGUUUCUCUAAGAUUCUGUCCAUAUUUGCUGAGCUGUAAAAUCAGGUUUGUAUAGAAGCAGUAAGUGUACUUCAGGCACUCCUCCGGGUGCAGGAAAAAAUGAUUUAUGUAUUGUAAAUAUGCUGAUGCUGAGGUUCAUUUGUGAUGCAGUCACACAUGGAGCGUAGCGCGUGAAAAAUAUUCACAUUUCUUAGCAGGUGACAGGUUAUGUUUUCUUUUUUUGAAGCGUUUUCCUCCAUUUUGUAUCUAAGUGACAGGCUCAGGUAUUGACUUAUUAGGUCUUUAUCACAAUCACUAAACAGCAAACAACAUGAAACAUUAUUAUUACAUUAUUAAAUUGAUAUAUAUAUAAAUUAGAAUAACAAUUUAAUCUUAUUCUAUAAUAUUGUGAAAGAUUAACUAUGUAAUUAGGACAAUACAUGUGCAAAUAAAUAAAAAAAACACUUAUUCCUAGUAAUAAAUAAGUACAAGUACAUUCCCAUAAUGCAGAUUUUUGUUUAAGUUGUGACAAUAAAGGGAGUUUUUUUUAAUGCAUUAGUGCUAUGAAAGUAAUAUUUAACCCAAAUAUAUACAGAUUUAUUAUGUUUGUUGAAUUAUUAAACACCACCUACUGUAUUAAAGGAGUUCAUCAAUGUUAUGCUUUUAUUGCA
Molecule: messenger RNA, 3267 nt
Organism: Doryrhamphus excisus (bluestripe pipefish)
Lineage: Eukaryota; Metazoa; Chordata; Actinopteri; Syngnathiformes; Syngnathidae
Source: RefSeq, a predicted model, not a curated record